Messenger RNA from Arctia plantaginis, 324 nucleotides. The record is from the annotation of a GenBank genome assembly. Lineage: Eukaryota; Metazoa; Arthropoda; Insecta; Lepidoptera; Erebidae.
AUGGUUCUGCUCGGUAAUGAUGAGUUUCUUGUAGAACUUUCCAAGUUAUUUCAAAAAGCACGCAACUCAGGAUCAAUUACUAUGACGAUGAAAAGAUAUGAUGGCCGGACUAAGCCACAGCCACGAGAUGGAACUCCUGCUGUUAAGAAUCCGGAAUACAAAUGUUUGAUAAGAGCACAAACUGGCAGUAAAAAAAUUUCAACAGUCAUAGAGCAAAAAGAGGUGGAGAAGUUUAGCACAGCCUAUUCUAAUUUAUUAAAAACAAGUGUAAACGGAUUAAAACGAUUAAAAAAGCCGAAGAAAAAAGGAAUGGCUACUCAGUAA